GUUGCUGUGUCAUGGCCCCAGGCAGGGAAGAGAGGAGUCUCUUUGGCCUGAGGGAGGAAAGGGAGGCUGAAGGGCCACCGCCACCAUCUCAUUUCCCCUUCCUCUAGUUAUGGGGAGGUAGCUUUAAAGGCGGCAGGAGUCUUGGGGCUCCCCUCUGAGGCCACGCAGCACUCCUGCAGCUGCACGUGAGGCGGGAGGGAAAGGAAGCAACACCCAAACACAGGCUGCACGCAACGCUCCUCCAUGCAGAUGUCUGAAAGAGGCCAUCACACUGGGCUGGGAAUCCUGGCUCUGCAUUAGAAAUUCCUGUCUGGUGUUAACAGCUUUUGGAGAGGAUGGCUUAUAAACAGGGAAUGCAGUCAGUGGCCCAGGGAGCAGCACUGAUCCAGGGACUACCACUUUGAGUAGCACUGAUCUAGAGGUUUCACAUCUCUGCUAAAUGGAGGCAAACAACCAUUUUAACUUCACUGGCCUUCCCUCUUCACCUGCUGCCUCAGGAUUGAAACCUGCGCCUUCCUCAGGGGACGUCUACACAAAUGGAUCUUCUGUGAACUUCCCCCAGCAAGGGAAAAGUUUGAAUGGAGAUGUGAAUGUUAAUGGCUUAACUACUGUAUCUCAUGCUGGUACUUCAGGGACCCGUUCCUCAACCAACUCCCAUCUCCACCAUUCCUAUGACUAUCUCUGGAACUACUCUCAGUAUCCAUCUGGCAAUGGCAACAACCUCAAGGACAGUCCACUGUUCUCCCAGUAUCCACUGAAUGGUACUGUUGUGGGCAACCGACAAGGCUCACCAGGGCAUAGCACCACUCUGAGGGGAGGCAGUGGGCAAGAGUUCUGGGCCAAUGGUAACCCCGGGGCCAUGGGACUGAACUUUGACUCCACAGAGCUUUAUGACUCAUUCCCCGAUGAUCAGAACUUUGAACUCUUGCAAAAUGGUCCCUCCAGCUUCUAUACAUCAUCUCAGCCUUCCCCCAUGCUUGGAUCAGGAAGCCAGGAUUUCUCUGCUCAGCAAGAUGGACCAGGCAAUGAAGAGAGUGUGAAAGAAACUUCAUCUACAGUCUCAGAAAAUGGUACCAGACUGUUAGGUAGCAUGGAGCUGGAAAACACUCAGCCAGUUGGUGAACUGCUGAGCCAGGAAGCAUCUGUCUUGGAACCUGAUGCUGGAAGUGGUUGUCGUCUGGAAGAUGCCUCUCGGAUCCCUCCUCCUCUAGAAGAUUCCUUGGAGCCUUUUGAGUCAUUAGACAGAGACCCGGGGACAGGAGAUCUCUAUGAGAUGGAUACUUCAGAGCUGGUGAGCGGCAAAUCCCCUCUGGAGGAUGCUCCUGAUAUCUCUGCCCUAGAUUGUCCUGGUAGUCCUUCUCUCAACCACUCUGGCUCCUUCAGCCUUUUGACGGAUGACACUCAGCCUGACACCUCACUUUUUGGAAGUGCCAAUUUGCCACCUGUUCUUGGAGAAUCUGUUUUGCAAGACAGCAGCUUGGAGCUGGCAAGUGUAAGUGAAGUGGGGCGAGAGGGUGCAGAAUUUCUAGAUUCACAAGUAUCUGUUGAACCAGAAGCUGUAGAUGCCUCCUUGGAAGAAAUAGCUAAGAGUAGCUGCCGAGAAGACCCUACAUCCAUGACAGACAAAAAUAACAAAGAGACAUCAGCUAAGAGUGAUGUUCCAAGAAGGCGGAUAGCCACAGUGGAAGAGGUUUUCUACCCUUUAAAGCAUGGGUGGCGAAGGGAGGUGCGCAUCAAAAAGGGCAGCAGCCGCUGGCAAGGGGAGACCUGGUACUAUGCUCCUUGUGGCAAGAGGAUGAAGCAGUUUCCAGAGGUGAUAAAGUACCUAACCCGAAAUGUUGUGCAGAAUGUCCGCCGUGAACACUUCAGCUUCAGUCCCCGAAUGCCAGUAGGAGAUUUCUUUGAGGAACAGGACACACCUGAGGGUCUGCAAUGGGUAAAGCUGGUAUCUGAAGAAAUUCCUUCACGUAUCCAGGCCAUCACAGGCAAGCGUGGUCGACCCCGAAAUAUUGAGAAAGCCAAGGCUAAGGAAAUGCCCAAAGUAAAACGUGGCCGGGGCCGACCUCCAAAAGUGAAAGUGUCUGACCUUUUGAGCAAGACAGAUGCCCGGAUUCUAAAGAAACUGGAAGCUCAAGAGGUGCUCAGUGAUGAAGACAAGCUGAAGAUGAGCAAGAUCAAGAAGAAAAUGAGGCAAAAGGUCCAAAAUAAGCAAAAACAGGAGGCCAAGGCACCAAAGCCCAAGGAGGUCAAGUCUAAGGAAGUCAAGACUAAGGAAGUCAAAAAGAAGCCUAAGCUCCAGAUAAAGAAGGAGAAGAGCAAACCAGAGAAGAAUAAGCCAGAGAAAAUGAAAGAGAAGGUAAAGCCAAAAGAAAAGAUGAAGCCCAAGGAAAAGAAGAUGGUGACCCCUGCAAAGGUUCUCCGGAAAGCAGAUAAGAACCUUGUUACUCAGCGGCAGCAGGAAGAACGACAGCGGCAACAAAUGAUCCUGGAAGAAAUGAAGAAGCCCACUGAGGACAUGUGUCUGGGGGACCACCAGCCUCUGCCAGAGUUUUCUCGCAUUCCUGGAUUGAUUUUGCCCAGCCAUGCUUUCUCUGACUGCUUAGCUAUUGUGGAGUUCCUGCACAAUUAUGGCAAAGUGCUGGGUUUUGAUGUAGCCAAAGAAAUUCCCAGCCUGAGUACCCUGCAAGAGGGCCUCUUUAAUGUAGGAGACAGCUUGGGUGAAGUAUUGGACCUCCUGGUAAAGCUGGUGAAGGCUGUAUUGUAUGACCCUGGCCUCCCACCCUACUGUCAGUCACUGAAGAUUCUUGGGGAGAAACUCUCUGAGAUAAGUCUGAACCGUGACACUGUCUCUGAGAUCCUUCGGUGCUUCCUCAUAGCCUAUGGGGCUGAUGAUAACCUGUGUGACAGCUUGCGCACUAAACCCUUCCAAGCACUACCCCCGGACAGGAAAGCAGCUGUCCUGGCCUUUUUAGUCAAUGAACUCAACAGCAGUGCUCUUAUCAUCAAUGAAAUUGACAAGACUCUAGAAAACAUGUCCAACCAUAGGAGAAAUAAAUGGAUCAUUGAGGGAAAGUUGCGCAGAUUAAAGAUUGCCCUUGCCAAAAAGACUGGCCGCCCUGAAUCUGAAAUCUCUGGUUUGGAAGAACGGCAGUGGCGAAGGAGCUCACGCAUCACUGAGGACCAUGAGGAUAUGAACUUGGAUGAAGAAGAAAGAAGGAGAGCAUGCAAGGCCCGGAAAGACUAUGAGAAUGAAAUUCCUGUUUCCAGUGUGCCUGAGCUGGAGAGGCAGAUUGAAAAGAUUUCCAAGCGCCAGAUGUUCUUUCGCAAGAAGUUGCUCCAUGCCUCACAGUUGUUACGGGCUUCAUCACUGGGGCAGGAUCGAUAUCGGCGCCGGUAUUGGAUCCUGCCCCAUCUAGGUGGGAUCUUUGUAGAAGGUUGUGAGGCCUCAACAGCUCCUCCUGAGAUGUCCAAGAACACACUGGAAAAAGAAGUGGUCCUGAAAGAGGAAGAGUGUGAGAGGUCCCCAGUGAAAAAGGAGACUACUGACACACCACCAAUUACAGAUUACAUGAACUGCACAACCUCUCAUUCAUGGAGCCGGCCGUGGCGGGAUGAUGUCGGACUGCUGCCAUCAGAGCCACUGGAUCCCAAAUUGCCAGAACCUGUCAAUGGGUUUUUGGAGGAUUCUAUGUCCCUGGGCCAGUCUCAGCAUGACCUUACCCAGUCAGCCUUCCUGUCUUGGCUCAGCCAGACACAGCAGGCAUCCUCACUGCUUGACAGCUCUGUACUCACUCCAGAUAGCAGCCCUGGCAAAGCGGACUCAGUACCCCCAGAUGAGCCAGACUCUGCUGCAGAGGAUGAAAGUGCCACAGAAACACAGGUUAUCUGGUUCAAUCUGCUGCCCAGAGCACCUUGUAAUGACUCUCCACACACUACCUCCAUUGACCAGCCCCCUCUCAAGGCUUCCCCUCAACUCUGCAAACCAUCUACCAGGGACCAAUCAAAGGCCUCAGCCCGGCAGCUGAAUGGCCUAUCCACCGCCAGCCCAGCAUUGCCAUCACUGGCCUCCACUCCUCUCCAUUUCAGCUCCAGGGUUCCCAAUAAGGCCCAAGAGACUCUAGGGCAGCCAAGACGACGAGGGCGCCCCCCUACUAAACUCUUCAAGCAAAUUGAACAGAAAUAUCUGACACAGAUGACAGCACAGCCCAUACCUCCAGAGAUGCAAAACGGCUGGUGGUGGUUACAGGAUCCAGAAGAGCUGGAAGCUUUGGUACAAGUACUGCAUCCACGAGGGAUCCGUGAAAAAGCUUUGCAUAAGCACCUUAUCAAGCACAAGGAUUACUUACGGGAGGUGUGUGCCCGAGCUGCCAAUGACCCCAUUUUCCAGACUCAUCCCGAGGGUACCAACCACCCUGUCUCUCAGGAAGCCUUGGCCCGGUGGUCAAUGACUGAGCGGGCCUUUGAGAUAGACCUAUCUGUUCUUCGGUGGGUGGAAGAGCUGGAGCAGCGGGUUCUCAUGGCAGACUUGCAGAUCCGUGGCUGGACAAGUCCAGAUCCUGAUUCUGUUCGAAAUGACUUGCAGUAUUGUGAACAUGAACUGAAACUUCUGGAAGACAUAACCAUGAAAAACAGACGUGAAGGGCCAGCAUUGCAGCGUGAAGCCACUCACCCUUUAGACCUAGCAGUGCUUCGCCUAGCAGACCUAGAGCAGAACCUUGAGCGAAGAUACCUCAGAGAACCCUUGUGGCCCCCACAUGAAGUGGUGGUAGAAAAGGCUUUGCUGAGUAGCUCCAGUACCCUGGAGUUGGGCACCCCAGAAAUUGCAUACGAGAUCACGCCCCGGAUGCGGAUAUGGCGUCAGACUUUGGAAAGGUGCCACAGUGCUGCCCAAGUUGCUCUGUGUAUCUACCAGCUGGAACGCUCUAUUGCCUGGGAGAAAUCAGUUGUCCGAGCGACUUGCCUAGUGUGCCGAAAAGGGGACGAUGAUGAGAACCUGCUGCUAUGUGAUAGCUGCGAUCGUGGCUGCCACCUCUACUGCCACCGGCCCAAGAUGACCGAGGUGCCAGUUGGUGACUGGUUCUGCUCCCUCUGCAUCACUCAGAUGCAAGGGGAAUACCAGGAUGAUUACGGUUCUCCACGGCGUGGCAAGAAACGGAAAGCUGGUGGUUCUGGGGCUUUUCUGGGGCAAGAUGAGUCCAGCCCUCGCUCGCGGACAGCAGGAUCCCAGCAGCGUAGUAACCUGGCAAAUAUACCACCCCGAUAUUCAGGCGAAGGCCUGUCUCCCUCCAAACGAAGACGAGUGUCAGCACGAGGCCAGAGUGCUGACCUCACUUUCUGCGAGAUCAUCUUGAUGGAGAUGGAAUCGCAUGAAGCUGCCUGGCCUUUCUUGGAGCCAGUUAACCCCCGGCUUGUCCCUGGCUACCGGAAAAUCAUCAAAAAUCCCAUGGACUUUGCCACCAUGAGGGCACGGCUGCUGCGUGGCGGGUACACAAGUUGUGAGGAGUUUGCUGCUGAUGCUGCCCUGGUAUUUGACAACUGCAGGACCUUUAAUGAGGAUGAGUCAGAGGUGGGCCAAGCUGGGCUGACCAUGCGGCAGUUCUUUGAGAGCCGGUGGGAAGAAUUUUAUCAGGGAAAACAGGAGACAGACCCAUGAAGCUGGCAGAAUGGGAAGAAAUGAGAGAAGCCAAAUGGGACGCCCCUCCCCCUUUGGCCUGUGCUGCAUACUGUCUCUUUGGAGCUCAUCUUGCUACCUGCUGAUUAUUCCCCCCUCACAAUGACUGGACCUGGACUGACAUUUAACAACGGGGCGGCCCUACUGCCUGGAUCCUCAGAAGCCCUCUCCCCACCACCUCUUUGCUCCAAGCAACACAAGCUCUCUGACUGUGUAAGCCAAAUAAUAAUAAAAAAGUUUCCUUUUUUCAAAUGGAAAAGCAACCACCCACAACCCCACCUUAGCUGGGGCUAUUUAAUAAUAGCAAUAGUUCUUAGUGAAUGUGUAAGAACACUUUUUCUGUGCAGUGUCAGUUCCAUGCAUUAAUGGCCAGUAAUGUGGACGUUAAGUUUUCCUCCUUUUUAGAAUCACUUUGAAAUGUAUAAAAGCAGAUCACUCCUGCCUCGGGGAAUGACAGCUCUGAUGACACUGAAACAUGCUGCUUCACUUUCCCACCUUUUAGCCCUCCCAACUCUGUUUUAGCCCUGCUUUUCCCCUUCUGAGCAGUCCACCUGUAGCUGUGUCCAUUUCCUUCCUUCAAGUAAUAAUUUCCUUUCUGAAAUCUGGAGUGUGGCUUAUAGUUGAUGUGUGUUUAGGGAAGGAAGGAAGGAGCAGGACGCUGAGGAUAUCUAUUUCCAUUCCCAAGGGGUGCAACUACUCAUCAGUUUCAUCCCUUCCAGCCGCUCUUCCUUUGUUUAGCCAAGAGGUACUACUUUAUUGAAAAGCUAGCCCUUGUACAGAAAGGAGGUGGAGCAGGGGUGCUGGUGGUUAGAUUCCUAGAAUUGGUUCAUCUAAAUCAGCAUCCCCUUUUGCACACACAUGCUCAGAGCUGGUUUAUUUUGCAUUUUGUUUCUAAGGGAGUUGAACAAAAUGGAAAUAAUCCAGAAGUCCACCAAGGAAACCAAAUCAUAUUUUUCUCUAGGCAUGCAAACCACAGAACCAGCCUGCUCUCUCUCUUCUACUUUGCCUUCAUAAGGAACACUUCAGGAGGGUAGCUGGUGAAGAUAUUGUGAUACUGUAGAGCAGACUCUUCUCUACUGUAACAAAAUAGGUCAUUUUUCUUCUGAUUGUGGGUAACAUGCUGGAAUGUAUCACUUAGCUACAAGGGACCAAAGUACAGGAGCUUGCAGGAGUGGGAAUUAGGAGGAAGGGAAGAGAUUUUUGGAUGCCCUCUUCCAGCUCUUCAAGAUUAAUUUUAUGAGACUCUGGCCUUAUUGAGUGUUCCCCCUGAUCCACUAAACCCUGCCCUAGUGUUAUUCCUCAGGGAUGGCAACUGUCUACAAAGCUUGAUCUGCUGUCUGUGUGUAUGUGUGGCAGGACUUUUUAUUUCCUGCUUUAGAACGUGACUCUCAAUGUUCGUAAAUAUUUCCUCCCUGAGCAAGAGGUGGGAUUAAUCCUGUUAGGAAAAAAAGGUACAGCCCUUGCAUCUUUUCAAUUAGGACUAGGCAAAGUGUGGCUGUCUAAGUACUUUUGAACUAAAACUCCCAACAUGCCUUGCCAUUUGUUGUGCUGGAUACGGAUGCUGGGAAUUUCAGUCCAGCAACAUAUGGAGGACUGUACUAGGCCCAACUCUUCUUUAAUGCCUAUCUGAACCUCAAAUUUGAUAAAUGGUGGAGAAUUGGCACUGUUUCUUUCUCCUUCAUGUUGGGCACCUGUUUCCUGAACCAUGUUUCAAUGUAAAGGUGGGCAAGGUGCAGCCCAGAGGCUGCAUGCUUUCCUGAAAUCUGUGUUCGAAGUUCCCAAGCGCCCUGCAAACUCCUGCCCACCUGGGAUUUGUUUAAAAUAAAUAUUUGAAAAUGACACCUCCCAUUAUCCUUUUUUGCCAUGUUUGUAUCCUACCCCAGCUGUUUUAGGCACAGGGGAGGUGUUGGGUUUUUUUGUUUUGUUUUUUUGAAAAAUUAAAAAGAGAGGAAGUUGAUUUCCCUGAUUUUAAGAGGCCCUCCCCUGGAUCUCAUGCAGCCAGAUAGCAGGAGAGAGAACAUGGUAGAACUGUCCCGUCCCCCUAGAGGUUGUGAGAAACAUUUUUUAACGGGUGUUGGUGCAGAAAGUGUGGUAGUGCAGUCUCCUGGCAAUGGGAUACCCUGCUCUGGUAUUUGUGGCCUAAAGUGCACUGCCUUGGGUUUAUCCUGACUGGUAUUCAUGUCAAAGUGCAACUUUGGGCAGUACACAUGAGAAUGCAAAGGUAGUGAUUUGUGUAUUUCCCUUUUGAUGAAGAGUGUGUUAUCAUGGAUAUGUGCAGGUUCUCACUUCUUUGCAUCUCCAGGUGACUUUCACAGACAUAUUUCAUUUUUAACAUAUUAGCUUUUUUCUUACUCUCUUUUUAGUCUACUAAAUAUUUUCAGAGGGGGAAGCAAAACCUUGAUUUGUUCUGCCUAUGUUAAUUUUUCCACGUAAGGAAGGGCACCUGUUGCACCGACCUGUCAUGUUCUCCAGCUAGAGCUGUUCAAACCAGAAUUUAUUGCAAAGCUGCAAGAAUGUACCUGUAUUUGUAGCAGGCUUUAGCCCAGCCACCAUUCAGAUGUGAUGUGGGAUACACCAGUUUCAAGGUGUGAUUGGUCAGCGUGCACAAUCCACUGGGAAUGCUCUCUGCAUACACUCCCCACCCCAUCACACAGCUAUCAUAGUUUGUACUUGGAGUUCUGGUGCUAGAUACAUGCAAAUGACUUGAGGCACUCAACAAACAAAUACAUGCCAGAGUCAAACAGUUGUGAGGGAAGUCAGACAGCCUCCCGUUCAGUCACUCCCUACCUCCCUCAUAUGUGUCUUAUUAAAGCAAGAACAUGGUAGAGAUCAUUGGAAAAGAAUUCUUAAAUCAUCAUCAUCAUCAUCGGGUGGUCCUGUUUUUAAAAGAAAUAGGCAAAGUAUAAAACAAAUUGGCCAUCUUGUUGCUCACAAGGCAGCCUUUCUCAGUCACUCUUCCCCUGGUGGAACACAGAUGCCUUCAUUCCAUCUCUAUUUUACAUGGUAGCAUAGUUUGGGGGCACCUGCUUCACAAUUUUGUGAAGCAAGAUCUUUAAGGGAGACUGCUAACUAGGGGAACAGAUUUAGCCAACCUGCCCAUUGUGUCCAGCAUCAUGGGCUCUGAAACCCAUCAUAUCCCAGCUGCCUGCUGUGCUUGGACAGAGGCACUGCUGCUGUGGAUUCUUUUAUGCUCUCUGUUCUAGCAUGCUGGUCCAUUAUUCCUGUAUCUGGCACAGAGACAAGGAGGCAUGUGAGACUGACCAGAGGAGACCGCUUAGUUCUUUCACUUUUCUUCCACCACUUGGAGGGUGGAUCAGAGAGGUGGAAAGCCAACCAUUGGAACCUUAACUCCCUUGCUGCUUUUUAAACCCAGCCUAGCUCCUCAAACCAUUAAUUACGGGUAUCAUUUAGGAGCAGAUAAAUGGCUGGCGGGGUCCACCAGGGUGGCUUUCCUCUCUGGUAUCCACCUGUCCUACAUCUGAAUGAAGUAUGUGUGCGCAUGCCACACACAUUCCUAUGUGUUUCCCCCAACCCGCGUCAACCAAUCCAAUUGCAAGAGCACUGAUGUAAGUAAAAUGUAACUACAGGUGAUGUAGCCUGGAGACUGAAACCUCCCUUACUGUGCUUCCUCCACCCCGACCUCAUUCCUCCCAACCCCAUCCUAUUGUUUUCAACAAAACGUAGCCUUUUUCUAUCAAAUAACCUCAAACUUUAUUUUUUUUUUUUUUUGCUUUUAAAAUAAAGUGGUAGAUUUGAAGUCUAUUUGAAACUGACUUUAUAUUAUACAUAAAUAUUUAUAUUUUAUCUAAACUUGUGCUGUAACAAAACUUCUUUUUUGGUGUUUUUUAAAUAAUUUUUUCCCUGAUCUGUUUGGAUUUUUUUUUGGCUCAGUCACAAGAAAAAUUGUAGAGUUUUGAAAGUGUUAAUUGUUGGGUUUUUGUUUUGUUUUUGUUUUUGCUGUAGAAAUGUUGAAUUUUUAGAUUCAAACCCUUACACCUUAAAAAUGAAUCCAGGUUUGUCCUAGUUUGAUCUUCAUUAGGGGAAUAUGAUCUCACCCGUUUAUAAAAACUUUGAUUUUAAAAGUUACAUGGAUUUCUAAAACUAAAAUUGAGAAUUGCAACUAGAAUUGGCCUUAUCAUUCAACCACUGACUUUUUGCCCUCUUGUCAUCUUGAUUUGAUAUCAGAAAGUAACUAACGAACCCAUUGGCCUGUGAGAUGCUCUGAACAGCAGGAGGGGAGGGGGGAAAUCAAACUUUUUAUAUGAAUAACCAAAUGUGUUUGUUUUAGUGAAUUUUUGAUAAUGUACAGUUUUUUGUGAAUUUAAAUUGAUUUCUUUCUAUAUUUUUAGGACCAACCUCAUUUUUAAUAAGGUUUAAAAAGAAAGAAAAAAAGUCUAGAAUUCCUGUUUGUUUCCUUGUGAUGUUUCCACAAGUACAGAUGUUAGAGUGCUUGUCAAGUUUCAAAGAAUAAACAAAAAAACAACCCACGUUUGAUAGAGAA
Sceloporus undulatus (fence lizard) is the source of this 10172-nucleotide messenger RNA. RefSeq names its product bromodomain adjacent to zinc finger domain 2A (gene BAZ2A). The record is from RefSeq and is a predicted model, not a curated record. NCBI's taxonomy places the organism in Eukaryota, Metazoa, Chordata, Lepidosauria, Squamata, Phrynosomatidae. Gene Ontology annotation, molecular function: DNA binding; protein binding. The transcript is spliced from 31 exons. Gene Ontology annotation, cellular component: rDNA heterochromatin. Bases 440 to 5653 code for a protein of 1737 amino acids.